Messenger RNA from Coniophora puteana RWD-64-598 SS2, 2203 nucleotides. RefSeq lists its product as uncharacterized. The coding region runs from base 1 to 1854 and encodes 617 amino acids. The record is from RefSeq and is a predicted model, not a curated record. Lineage: Eukaryota; Fungi; Basidiomycota; Agaricomycetes; Boletales; Coniophoraceae. The transcript is spliced from 13 exons.
AUGGUCGAUAGAGAAACAUAUCAAGGGUUUUCUCGCAAACUCGUGCUCGCGUUCGACGUAGGCACGACGUUUAGUGGUGUGUCAUAUUGCGUUCUGGAUCCUGGCGAGGUUCCGCAUAUCCAACGCGUCUCUAGGUACCCCGCACAAGAGCAUGUUGGCGGCGAUUCGAAGAUACCGUCCAUCCUAUACUAUGACCGGAACCAACAAGUCCGGGCUAUGGGUGCCGAAGCUCGGCAAGAAUCCAUCGUCGAGCAAGCCGAGAUGGAGGGAUGGACAAAGCUGGAAUGGUGGAAGAUGCACCUCCGCUCCAAACACCUGAGCGCCGCGCACAUCAAGGACAGCGACAUCCCGCCUCUCCCCACAGGCGUCUCUGCUUUGCAGGUUCUCGCUGACUUCAUGGGCUACCUGUACCACUGCGCUAAGACUUAUAUUAUCGAAUCCCACGCGAACGGACCGAGUCUUUUCGCUUCGUUCGGCGACAGCAUCGAGUAUGUCUUGUCCCAUCCCAAUGGAUGGGAGGGCGUGCAGCAGAAGCAAAUCCGUCGCGCGGCCGUCAUGGCGGGACUUGUGCCAGAUGAGGGUAGAGAGGCCCAAGAGCGCAUCAGGCUAGUCACGGAGGGCGAGGCGAGCCUGCACUACUGUGUGGCCAACGUUCUCGCUUCAGAUACGUGGUCCAGGUUACCAAUCGAGAAGUUGGAGCUCGACAGUGGCUCUCUGGAAGCUGAAGAGGCCGAAAAGGGGGGAGUUAUCGUCGUCGAUGCUGGAGGCGGAACCAUUGACCUUAGUGCAUAUUAUAUGCAUUCCGGUACUGCGACUGGAAAGGCAAUAUCUUUCGAGGAAAUUGCACCCACAGAAUGUCGGCUCCAGGGGUCGGUUUGGGUAACCAGGCGUGGGCAUGACUUUCUCGAGAAGAAGUUGGAAGGUUCUCGGUUCGCAGAGCAAGACUACAUCAACCAGAUGACAGAGGUAUUCGACACGAGUACGAAGCUGCGCUUCACUAGCCCAGACGAUUCGUGCUACAUCAAAUUCGGCACGAUGCGCGACAAGGAGCCUUCGUAUGAUGUUCGAGGUGGUCAACUACGGCUUCAUGGGAAAGACAUUGCAACCUUAUUUGAGCCGUCUAUUCAAAGUGUCGUCGAUGCUGUCGAAAGGCAGAAGGCUGCUUCACAGAUCACUAUAUCUCAUGUCUUCCUCGUUGGCGGUUUUGCCGCCAGUGACUACUUGUUCAAGCAGCUUCAAGCUCGGCUAUCAAGACUUGGGAUGAGCUUGUGUCGACCAGAUAGUCAUACGAACAAGGCGGUCGCGGACGGAGCCAUCUCGUUUUACAUCGACCAUCUAGUAGCUACCCGCGCGGCUAGGUUCUUCUAUGGCAAAUCCGCCAAUGUCCUCUACAACAAGAGAGACCACGAGCACCGACUCCGAAGACACAAGAAGUACACUUCUCUGGAUGGAACAAACGUGCUUCCUGACUGUUUCUGGAUAAUUUUGAGCAAGGGAACGAGAGUAUCCGAGGUCAAAGAGUUCAGUCAAUCGUUCGUUCGGGAACGAGUGCGUAAGGAGAGUCUUUAUCAAAUUGACGUCGAUUUGAUCGUAUAUCGGGGGAUGUCGACAAGGCCAACUUGGAUAGACGAUGAGGAAUCUGAAUAUACAGAACUAUGCACCGUAUAUGCUGACACGUCGUCCAUCGCCAAGAAUCUUCGUAAAAAGAAGAACGGAGGUUUCACGUUCUACCAGCUUGAAUUCGAUAUUAUCCUACUGUUUGGGCUCACGGAGUUGCAGGCGCAGGUAAGAUGGUUAGAGAAGGGAUUUGAGAAGCGGAGUCCCGCAACUAUCGUGUACAACGAUGAAAUCUAAAUCCGUUCCCUCCGCCGAACAGAAUACGUUACCGCUUAUUCUUACUACCAGAUACCUAUCAAUUUGAACGCGGUUGUCCUGCGUCAGUGUAUUGAAGCUGUAUCGAUUUUUUGAAUUCUAGUUCCGUCUACUUGCUCACUUCCUCAUGGAAGAACUUAUCAACAACUCUCCGCAUUGUUACACACCGCUUUUCGGACCACCCCACCGGCAUGCUUCUACAGGUUGACUUCUCCCAGCUCUUCUACUCCAUUGUGUACCUUCUAUUACUAUUUGCAACUCCCGCGCCGAUCACAGCCGCUUCGGUCACUUUUUCUUUCGAUCCCGACUGCUUCCUCGGUAUAUAUUUCGG